Rhizophagus irregularis DAOM 181602=DAOM 197198 is the source of this 3525-nucleotide messenger RNA. NCBI's taxonomy places the organism in Eukaryota, Fungi, Glomeromycota, Glomeromycetes, Glomerales, Glomeraceae. The record is from RefSeq and is a predicted model, not a curated record.
UGGCAAUGAAGAACGAUUUGAAAACUCUUGAUAAUAAACUUCUUGACUUAUUACAUAGAGCUCAUAUUUUAGUAGGAACCACGCAGGAAGAGAGCAAAGGUAUUCAAUAAUUUAGGUUUUUUUGCUUUUCCAAAAUAAAAAAAAGAACUUUUCUUUUACUUAUAUUUAUUAUAGACUCUUCAAUUCAUGAGAAACUAAGUAUUAGAUUGAGUCAAUUUGAAUCUUGUAUAUGUGAAACCCAAGAAAAUGGUUCUGAAAUUGCAGCGGAAAAUCCAUUGGAAACACAAAUUCACAAACCAGAAGUUUGUUUUCAUGACGAAAAUAAUAUAAGAGGGAAUUUUGUAGCAAAAUGUCUGGAAACUUUAGAAUCCUUACAAUAUACUCUUAUGGAUAUUAAUGAUAUUGAAGAACAUAGACAAAUCGAAAGUACCAAACCGUUAGAGACUGACCCUGAAUUCUUAGGUAUUAGAGAUCUAAGACUUGUUCAUACAAUGUUGGAGAUAGUUAUAACUUGGGGUGUUUAUCCGUGUCUAUUACCGGGUGUUGGUGUUCCACUCUCGAGAAGGACUAAAUCGAGUUAUAUUCAGAAUGAACUUUUGCAAGAUUUAACUACUGAAGAAAAUAAAUCUAAUAACAUGGCAUCAUCGUAUUCACUGUACAGUCAAUUAUAUAAGUUUAUGAGAUCCUUAACAAAUAUUAUGCUUUCUAAUUCAAGUAAAUCAAGGAUAUAUACUUCCGUAUCAUCUAUUUUAUUCUCAAAAUACCUCGCAGAUAUUUACGGGGCAUUAUUACAGUUGGCUUAUGGCCCUUUACCAAUAAAGCAAACCGUGGCGGUUACUCCUCAUAAUGAUGACAACAAUGAACUAGAGAGGAUACAUAAAGAAAGUGUGGGGAUGUUUCGCAAAGUUUUCCAAAGUGCUGAUUCAUUCCAAUCUCUGGAAGCUUUGACUGUACUAUUGGGAUCCUCUCCACUUCAUCCAUCACCCAAAUGGUUUAAAAGUGUCUGUGGAAGAUUUUUAUCGCAGAUUUUGUUACGUCCAAGUGGAAUAAGAGAUGUGAUGGAAUUUAUGAUUGGAGGUGAAAACGAAGUUAACUUAGCUAAAUUGGAAACAAUCUCCAAAUUAAUACUGUCUGUUCCAAGUCAAGUAAAAUCUGUAGAACAAUAUUUUUCAGUAGUAUGUCCGCAAUUACUUUCUUUAGUUCAAUCAAUUUUAAACCCUUCAGGAAGUUCUAAAUCAGCAACACCAGCAAUUGCUAGUGUUGCUUCCUUUACUAUCAUAAGAAUGACCAAUAAAUACCCAGAAUUAAGUAAAAAAUUCAUAAUAACCAAGAUUUUUGAUUCAUUAUGGAAAUGGUGGGGUAUCACUUCAGAAGAGUAUAAUAAAAUUAUCGGAAACAGUUCUACCGUCACGUCAUCUGAGCUUGAUCCAUUGAUAAUGAAUGAACAAACAUUACAAACCACCAUAACUGUAAUACAUCGAAUUCUAGUUGGCAGUGAACCAGUUCCUGACUUGAUACAAAUUUUUUUAGAGGAUGCGAUAGCUCCUUUAUAUCAUUUAUAUGAUUUUACUUGUUCUUCAAAAUCUCAUUUGAAAGAUACUAUUUUUGAUAUUUUAUUAUCAUAUUUUAAAAUUGUAUCAGUGAGUGAAGGUAUUACAGCAUUGAAACAAAUUGUAUUUAGGAAGAAUAAAAAAUGGAAAGCUCCUACUAUAGGAGAAAUUGGGGAAGUGUAUUUUGCUCCUGGAUCUUCUGGCGGGGUGGUAAUGAGAUUACGAUUAAAUUCGUUAGAUUUAUCCGAUAUGACCACCUCAAUUGACGUUGAUGUUUUUAUAGAUUUCCUGAAAGCAAUCGCGAAUAAAGAAUUAUCUGGAGAUUUUUUUAUGUAUUUACUCUCGGAAUAUACUUCUUCAUUAGCUCAACAACAAAAUUAUUCACAUAAAAUAGAUUCAAGACGUAUCUUUACAUUGCUUCAUCUUGUUUUAGCAAUGAUUGAUGGUCUUGGUUCAUCUAUUUUACAGAAACCUGGGCAAAUGAUUUCAUUUGUUAAUAAUGUAUUGGAAAGUUAUCAUCAAAAAGGUGCCAAUACGGAGAAAGAAAAAAAAGGUAUAAAUAAUUCUGGUAUAUUAGGUGAAUUAGGUAACAUUGUAAAUGAUGAAGAUGUUGAUGGUGAAGUCUCUGUUGAGAGUGACGAUGAUGAUGAAGAGUUAUUAUCUUUAGCUUUGAUGCUUUUAUCAUCGUUGUUGCAAGAACAUAAAAAUCUUUCAAUUCAGGAUUUGCAUAUUUUGAACCUUGUAUUUGAUAAUCUGGAACCUCUCCAAAAUCAUUCUUCAUCAUCAAUUCAAUCAUUAGCACGUAAUCUUCGUCUGACAAUUUCAGCACGCAGUGCAUCUAGAUCAUCAUUACUUAAUUCGGAAGAAUCUAUACAACGACAAGAAUCACUAAAAAAAUAUCAAGAAGCUAUGGAUGCAUUACAAGAUGAGAUAUUACCUAUAAAAGCUCGUGGGAUUGUAAUACUUAAAGAAAUGGUGCUUGAAAAAGAUCCAUUAAUGAAUGAAGAUGUUAAUUUGAAUAGGGUAUUGGAUAUCUUCAUACAAAUGAUUCAAGAUGAAGAAAGUUUUAUUUAUUUGAAUGCCGUCAAAGGAUUAUCUUCAUUAACGGAUAUUCAUGGAGAAAAAAUCAUGCGAAAACUAAUGACAAUUUACUCAAACAAUAAUCAAAAGAUUGAUAAUCGACUACGUAUUGGUGAAGCAAUAUUGCAAACUAUUCAAAGAUGCGGAGAAGCGCUUGGAAAAUAUAUUACAACCAUUCUUCCGCCACUCUUGCAUGUUCUCAACAAAGAUCAAAAUGUAAAUCUACGUGUAUCUGCUUUGAGUAUAAUUGGAUGCGCUUGUGAAACUUCUCCGUUAGCUCUAACCACAUUUUUUAGAGAUGUUGUGGAUUGGGUUUUAAAUAUUUUGGAUGUUCAAAAGGAAGUUGAAGUUAGAAGAGGUGCGGUUCAAAUGUUUUAUUUGGUUCAUUCAAUUUUUUAUAUCAAGCAGCUUUAACCUCAAAUUUCUUUCCUAUGACACUAAAUCGAUAUUUUCAUGGAUAUGAUCUUUGUAUAUUUUAUUCUGUUUUUGUUACAGCAUCAAUUGUACUACUAAUAUCUUUAUUUCGUGGUUUAGCUUCACAUUCACAAAGUAUAUAUUUAAUUCCAUCAGACUUAUUGCAAAGGACUUAUCGUACUUUACAAUAUAUAGAAGAAAUAGACAAAGAUGAAUUAACUAGGUAUCAUGCUCGAAUAGGAAUUAGUGAUUUGGAUAUUACUUCUCAAGGAGAAUUAUUUGGGAAAGUGGAUUAAUCAAGUAAUGUUUCUCGGGAUUGUAUAAUGAUUUUAAGAAACAGGAUAAGAGGCAUUUAAUUUAGUAUUGUUGAAAUCAGGAAUUGUCAAAAAAAAAAUAAAUAAGAAAGUUGAUCUAUUAAGUAUUCCUGUAAUGAUCGAAUGAAUACAGCAUAAAAUCAUCGUUGGAUACUUCGAAGAUAUUA